This is a messenger RNA of Aspergillus versicolor CBS 583.65, 906 nucleotides long. Its product is annotated as SDR family NAD(P)-dependent oxidoreductase. NCBI's taxonomy places the organism in Eukaryota, Fungi, Ascomycota, Eurotiomycetes, Eurotiales, Aspergillaceae. The transcript has 7 exons. The record is from RefSeq and is a predicted model, not a curated record. Bases 1 to 807 code for a protein of 268 amino acids.
AUGCACCUGAAUCUUUCCGGGGUUGCGUUUGUAACAGGUGCUGGCGGUAGUAUUGGCCAGGCCUGUAUACUCCAAUUUGCGCGCGAAGGUGUUCAACGCUUGGUUGGCUUAGACCUAUCCCUCGAAUGCCUGAAGACCACAGAGUCGCUCUUACUCAAGGAGUUUCCGAACGCACAGUUUCUGCCGUUGCAGGUGGACCUGGGAGUUGAGAGGGAAGUUGACGAAGCGUUCGAGAAGGUCCUCAGAGUCUUCGGGCGCAUUGACUAUGCGGUGAACAAUGCAGCGGUACCAGGCCCGUUCCGACCAACUGCUGAGAAUACUCUGGCAGAUUUGGACAAGGUUCUUGCCGUUAAUGUGAAAGGGAUAUGGCUCUGCGAACGUGCUGAGGUGAGGUUGAUGGAGAAGCAGGAUCCGCCUCCUUCCCAAGCGAAAGACUUCCGUCUACGAGCAAGAGAUUCGAGAGGUUCCAUCAUCAACGUAAAUUCAAUCUUGGGCGUCGUAGCUAUGCCUGAGAACAGUCUCUAUACCGUUUCCAAGCACGCCAUUCUCGGUUUGACGAAGACGGAUGCCCUUGAUUACGCCAAACUCGGGGUCAGAGUCAACUCUGUAUGCCCGGGUUUUGUUGAUACCCCACUGAUGACGCCUGAUAUUCGAGACUUCUUGAAGCCCAAUAUUGACAAAACCCCAAUGCGUCGCCUUGCUCUCCCAGAAGAGAUUGCUGAUGCAGUUGUAUUUCUCGCCAGCUCCAGGUCCAGUUAUAUGACUGGGGCAACGAUGAUAGUCGACGGGGGAUAUACGAUCCACUGAGAGACUGAGUUAGUUGGUUGGAAAGAAACAGCGAUGGUACUGAGCCUCUGCCGAAUGUGUGUCACAUCCGUAUCUUCAUAUAUGAAUAGAACAAUUUCC